AUGAAUCUUAAAGAUCUUCCUCCAGAUGAACGUAUGAAAAUUGCCACCCUAUUAGCUGAGAAGGAUAGUGUCAAGGAUAAUUCAUGGAUGUAUGAAAAACCAAAAGAGAAUCCAGAAGCAUUUCUGUUGGGCAAACAAGUGAAAAGUUUAGAUGAAAUUCAAGAAAUUAGUAAAGAUUAUGAAGAGUCCCCAGCUCAACGAUUGGCUAGAUUCGAUAUGGAGGCGAAAUUCCGUGAAGAUCCCUUAACAAUUAUGAAACAAAGAGAAGCGGAAAAACGCAUGGAAUUGUUACAUAACACAGCUAAGGUGAAAAAGUUAAGGAGACUUUUAACAGAACAAAAAUUACGUAAAGAGAAACAGAAAGCAAUACGUAAACAUGCCAAACACAAAAAGAAACACAAACGUCAAAAACGCUCCAGAACGUCAUCGAAAUCAGAUAAUAAAAGUAGAAGUCGAAGUAGAAGCAGUAGCAGUAGUACUAGUUCAGAUGAUGAACUAUUAAAUAAAUUUAUUAAAAUUAUUCGUCAAUCAGAUAAAUUAGAAAGUGAACAGACUGUUGGUGAUGAUGAUGAUGAUAAGCCUCCGUGUCAAACACCGCCUCCACAAUCACCUCCAUCAUAUAAACAAUCAUCCAGUUACCAUGGUAACCGUGGUCAUCAUCAUCAUCAGCAACAGCAGCAUCCUCAUCCUUCACGACGUGAACAGAAUAAUUAUUCCUCCAGACAGCAUACAUAUUCUUCGAAAAGACAUGAUCGUGCUGAUGAGUCAGAUAUAUCGAGACCAAGAUUACAUAAUAAUAGUAAUAAUAAUAAUAACGAUAAAAAGCCGGAUCACUUCAAAUCGUCAUCAUCGACAUCCUCAGCGGCAGCAGCAGCAACAACAUCCAACCGAUCAAAGUUAUCGAAAGAAGAAAUUGAAGCCAAGCGUUUACAAAUGAUGCUUGAUGCUAAAGAACACGAGAAAGAGCGUAUUCAUCGAGCCACAAAACACUAUGAAAGAAAGAGAGUUGAAGAAGAAAAUGAAAUGGUGACAAAAUUUUCACAUGGACCAUCAUUUAUUGGCCAGCUGAAAAAUCGACAUGUUGAUUUGACUACUGUGGAAGAAAGUGUACAUCGUAAAGCCAGUAGUCGUCAACGUGGUGAUUUACAUGAUAAUUUUUUAAAACGUUAA
This is a messenger RNA of Trichobilharzia szidati, 1170 nucleotides long. Lineage: Eukaryota; Metazoa; Platyhelminthes; Trematoda; Strigeidida; Schistosomatidae. The record is from the annotation of a GenBank genome assembly.